AUGGCGGCUCCGAGAGCUUCAGCGAUUUCGAAGUUGCACCCGCAACCAAGUGCAGAUGAGACAACUCUCGCCAAGCUAGGAUACAAGCAGGAGUUUCACAGGGAAUUCACUUCGCUAGAGGUAUCUGGACUUGCAUUCAGCUAUAUCGGAGUGGCUCCUUCAAUAGCCUCCGUACUCUUCUAUGCCAUCCCAAAUGGUGGGCCUUUCGCGAUGGUUUGGGGUUGGGCAGUUGCUUGUCCCUUUAUUAUGUGCAUCGGGUUGGCGAUGGCAGAGCUCGCAUCAGCAGCACCUACUUCUGGCGGGCUAUACUAUUGGACUUACUCGCUUGCUUCUCCACGAUGCCGUAAUUUUCUUUCUUGGAUAGUCGGCUAUUCAAAUACUGUAGAGAUUAUCACGGGAGUCGCUUCCGUAAACUGGGCUUGUGCAAUUCAAAUUACUGCAGCAAUCAGUAUUGCCUCCUCUAACCAGGCAUAUACGACUACCAACCAGCAACUCUAUGGUAUAUACGCAGCUUUGGUUUUAUCACAUGCUGUCCUCGUGAGUUUCGGUACCAAAGUUUUGGCAAGGCUACAGAGACUGUACACGUUGUUGAGUGCGAGCCUUUGCUUCAUAAUCAUAAUUGCGCUUCCGAUCGCAACGCCACCAGAUUAUCGAAACAGCGCAAAUUUUGCGCUAGGGGAUUUCACCAAUUUAGCCGGCUGGCCAUCCGGAUUCACAUUUAUUUUGAGCUUAAUGGCUCCUCUUUAUACAAUAGGGGGUUAUGAUGCUAGUGUUCAUAUGAGCGAGGAGGCCUCAAAUGCCGCUACUGCAAUACCAUGGGCAAUCGUCAGUUCCAUUGCUAUAUCGGCCGUCUUUGGUUGGGGAAUCAACGUCUGCCUUGCCUUUUGCAUGGGCACUCAUGUUGGCAGCCUCUUAAGUAGCCCUAUAGGGCAGCCUAUGGCGCAGAUCUUAUACAAUUCGCUCGGGCAGAGAAAGGCCCUGGCUCUAUGGUGUCUCAUCAUUUCAACAGGGUACAUGGUGGCAUCGAACUGCCUCCUGGUCGGCUCUCGCCAAACGUUCGCAUUUGCUCGUGAUGGCGCCCUGCCUUUUUCACGGUAUUUGUACCGGAUCAAUCGCUACACAGGAACACCCGUCAAUACAGUUUGGUUCGACAGCAUCUGCGCUCUGGCGAUUGGUCUUUUGUCGUUCGUGAGUAUCGAAGCCAUCAAUGCGGUGUUCACAAUUUCUGUAACCGCAUCGUAUAUCGCUUUCAUUACGCCGAUCACAACCCGCUUUGCGUUCAAGAAUGAUUUCAAACCCGGCCCAUUUCAUCUGGGGAAACUGAGCUUUCCAGUCGCUGUGAUCGCUGUGGUGUGGAUGGUCUUCACGAUCGUUGUUUUCUGCUUUCCCGCGACCCCGCAAACAACGACACAACAAAUAAACUAUACAGCUGUGGUACUUGGAGGGUUCAUGUUUCUGGCGAUUUCCUGGUAUUAUUGUCCGGUGUACGGAGGCGUACAUUGGUUCGAUGGACCCAUAUCCAACUUUACACCGGUCAUCAGAGGUGAAAACAGAGAUGAGGAUUCGAUGUCGGAGUCGGAGAAGAAGGAACAACGUGACACUGAUAUCUCCGUUUUAGCGGCGGAUGUAUAAGUAAUGCCCGUAUACCAUCUGAAGUCAUCAGUAUACACGGAUGAUACAUAUGUAAUUCAAC
This is a messenger RNA of Suillus discolor, 1693 nucleotides long. RefSeq names its product amino acid/polyamine transporter I. Gene Ontology annotation, biological process: amino acid transport; transmembrane transport. The coding region runs from base 1 to 1632 and encodes 543 amino acids. The record is from RefSeq and is a predicted model, not a curated record. The transcript has 15 exons. Gene Ontology annotation, cellular component: membrane. Gene Ontology annotation, molecular function: transmembrane transporter activity. NCBI's taxonomy places the organism in Eukaryota, Fungi, Basidiomycota, Agaricomycetes, Boletales, Suillaceae.